This is a messenger RNA of Saprolegnia parasitica CBS 223.65, 3238 nucleotides long. RefSeq lists its product as hypothetical. The record is from RefSeq and is a predicted model, not a curated record. Bases 1 to 3192 code for a protein of 1063 amino acids. Gene Ontology annotation, molecular function: lipid binding. NCBI's taxonomy places the organism in Eukaryota, Oomycota, Saprolegniomycetes, Saprolegniales, Saprolegniaceae. The transcript has 14 exons. Gene Ontology annotation, cellular component: endoplasmic reticulum.
AUGACGGUCCCGCAGGAUGCGAAGGAUGCGAAGGAUACGAAGGAUACGAAGGAUACGAAGGAUGCGAAGGAUGCGACCCGCAAGAGCACCGAGGCCAGGACGGACGAGGGCCACGUCGUGAAGAAGGAGAAUUUCAAGAUGCCAAGCUUCCAUGCGCUCUUCAAGGACAAGCUGCCGGGCCAUGAGAAGGCAAAGCUCAUGGACGAUGGGUCGACGAAGCUCUCGAAGCGGUCGUCGGAGCGCGCCAUCCGCGCGGAUGUCGUCGAAGGCUACAUGCGCGUGUACCUCAAGAAACAGGACAAGAACCUCUUCUUCCUUGGCAAGUCGCGCUACUACGUCGUCGUGAACGCAGAAAGCCCGGGAAUGGAGAUCUUCACGAACGACACCAAGACAACCUCCAUCUACAUCCUCUCGCUCUGCAAGGCAACGCUGAGCUACGACCCACGCGACGACAGUACCAUCACUGACAACAUGUUCACCAUGAACGUCCAAGCCUGGACGAAGCGCACGACGAUCCAUUAUCGGCCACAGACCCGCGCGAUCCUCCGAGCGGCCAAGCGAGGGGACGACGGCGUCGUCGGGGCCGACAUUGUCCGCCCUGGUAUCAGCCUCAGUUCAUACCAGAUCGCGGACGAUGGAUGCAUGAGUAACGAGUCCGACCUGGAAGAAGAGGAGGUGCCACGCUCGUCGCGCGCGUCGUCCGGCGACGAUGCAGCGAUACAUCCUACGGUUGAGACUUGCGCAGAAGAGCUUUGGGCCGGCUUCAACCUAAACAAGCUCAACCCGUUUUCGCCGUCGUCGAAAACGCCUCCGAGCGCAAGGGCCAGCGACGGCGCGCUCUCACCAACGGUCGUGUCGCCACCCAGCGAGUUGGCCAAGGCCAAGGUGAAGCUCCAGUUUCCGUCCAUUUUGGCCCCGAGCACGGGGGAGAAGACCAAGUUCUUAAUCUCCAAGAGCGGCAACAGCCCCAUGGCGCUCCUCAACCGGGCGAUCCAUCCGCGCAAGUCCAAGCUCUCGUCGGAAGCCACGUCCGACGCCCGACCAAGCAUGUCACCGACGCUCAUUCUGCUGGAAGAUCGCAACGAACUCAUGCGCCAGCGCAACUUUGACAAGGUGGUGCUCGACCAAAAGACCUCAGGGGUUGCGCCCAUCGUGCCGAUGCAAAGUUUCUGGGCCGCUUGUCGUCGUCGGGUGUGGAUGAUGGCCGCGUCCAUCUCGCACAAAGGCGGUGGCCUCGUUCUUAGCGUCCUCUCCGGCGUGCUGGGCUUCUCCAUCGUGUGCCCCAUCGCGCUGGCGGGCUUUUACGCUGCCAACGUUGUCUAUACCACGAGCUACUGGCAUCUUUUGGCCAUGUUUCUCGCGGUGCACACGAUGGCCCUCUGUGGACUCGCACCCGGGAUCGGCAUGCUGCUCGUUGUCUUGUUGGGGUGGAACUUUGCAGAAGAGAAGGACGUGCGACGCAAAUGUCUUCGCGCCGAGGCCCUCCACAUGGCUGCGGCUGAGAAAUCCAACUACCACAACUAUCCGUCGAUCGAGUUUCCGAGCUGGGUCAAGUUUUCCGAUGUCGAGCGCGCUGAGUGGCUCAAUAAAGCCAUCGAACGCGGCUGGCCGUACAUUAAAGUGGCCAUGCGGAACUCGAUGAUGAGCUCGCUGAACCCCGUCCUGGACUCGAACAAGCCCACGUUUAUCUCUGCCCUAUCGCUCAUCAAUGUCGACAUGGGCUCGUCACCGCCGUCCUUUGGUGGCAUCAAGUGCAUUCCCUUGGACGACGCACUCCCCGACGGCCCCGUCUCGGAGAUCUCGUGGGACGCUGAAGUACGCUUCGCAGCGGGUGACGACCAGCUCGCAGAGAUCAAAGUCGCCCACCAACUUGGCGCGGCGGCCCGCGUGCGCCUAAAGGACCUUGUUGUGAUGGGCACAAUGCGCAUCACGCUUCGGCCAAUGGCGACGGUCUGGCCUGGCUUUGGGGGUAUAUCCGUGUCCUUUAUCAGCCACCCGCGGAUGGAAUUUUCGCUCACGGCCGCCAAAAUCAACGUCACCAACGUCCCGUUCAUCUCCGACUUCUUACAAACCUUCCUUCGCGACCUCAUUGUCAACAACAUGGUGUGGCCAAAAGUGCUCGACAUGCCAUUUUGGGACCCCGAGCUGUACCCUAUCGACACGAGCGUCGCUCAAGCAUCGACAACCGCGGCGGACGUGCGCUCGCCGUCGUCGGCCACGUCAACGACCGACGACGAUCCAAAAGAGAAGGUGCCAGCCACAAGCGUCUUUGGACCUGGCGUCGUCUCGCUUCACGUGCGCAACUUGGUCGCGAUGUUUGACGACCCGGUGGAUCUCUACUGCAUCGUGUCGCUGGUCGAGGCCAACACCGAACCGACGAGCCCCAUCAAGCUCCAUACGAUGCUGCACGGAACAUCAGCGCCGCAAACGACGCACAAGACCGAGGUGCGUCCGUUGGAAGAGCCCACCCACACGUGCACGUUCGAUGAGAAAUACGAGUUUUACUGGGCCAAACCGACGCGACCCAACAUGUAUCUCGAAGUAUGGCGCCACCACAAGAGUCUCCCGGACGAGGUCGUGUGCACUUCGAUCAUCGACGUUGGCGCGCUGGCCGUGAAGCGGGACCACGAUCUCCGCAUCGACUUGAGCUGGCCGUCGGUGGCCAAACCCGGGCAGCUCUACCUACGCGUGUGUCGACGACUCUUUUACUGUACCAAGAAAGCGCCCACGUCGGCCCAAGGGCACCGCUCCACCAUCGAAGGUCUUGGCUCGGACGUGUGCGUCGGCAUGCUGCAAGUGACGCUCCACUACUCGGUCGAGCUCACCCAAGAGAAUGUGACGGCCGCCGCCGAAAUCGACCCACCAGCCAUGCAUGGCGUCUUGACGUGUGAGAACCAGAGCUACACGACAGCGCUCGUCAAGCAGCAAAAGUCGGUCGUCUGGAACGAGCAGUUUAGCUAUUUUGUCUACUCGGUGGACACGGCGAGUUUGCACGUCGAGCUCUUUGCGCAGCCGCGUGCCGGCACGGCGACCAGUCUCGGGAACUUUACGACGUCGGUCCUCGAACUCCGGAAGCGACUGCCGACGAGCGCAGACGUCGUCAAGGAGACGCUUCCGCUCCAAAACGGCAUCCAUCCCGAGUACUCGCACGCGGUCACCAUGAGCUUUCAAUGGCGCCACCUCAUGAGCUAAGACGAGGUGCACUCAGCAAUACUAUUGAGGACGGCUUAAUUCGAUU